CGGCCGAGGCGGACGUCAUUCGUGUUAUUUUUUAUUUCGUCAAUUACUUUUGAUAAUCGUUAUUAUUUUUCUAAAUUAAAAACAUUGACUUUAGUGCGAGGAUUCGUGUGCAAGUGUUUGUUUUACAUUAUUCUAUAGUGUCGUCAAAGUUUUUUUUAACAUACGAUUGAUAAGUGAGCAUGUGUUGUGUUCGUAUUUAUUAUUAUGCGAAUGGAUUGCUUUUGCUACCGGCGAUAUAGUUUGACACACGAUGACCUGAACAAUUAAGAUAACAACUAUGUUUGUGGCUGGUUGCAAUUACAAGUGAAGCAAAAACCGGAAACAUGGGAGAUUAUUUGGACAAUAUACGACGUUCUGUAAUCAACGAUGCUCAAAAUUAUCAUUUAUAAGUACAUAAUGACGUUGGUGUUAAAGAUGGACGGGAUAAGGUUGGAACUGACCUGACAGAAGAUUUUAUAUACGGUGCUAAAGAUAUAAUAGUGGUUGUGAUUGAACUUCUAGAAAGUGAUGAAGUGUUGACUGUUAGUGGUGAAGGACUAUGAUGUCGCAGUGUUAGGACUGUAAAUAAUGCCUGAUCGGGAGUCGGUGGGAGGUCCUGGGAGUGCAGGCAGUGGUUUCCUACCACUACAGUUCCCCUCGGCGUUUGCAGCCUUCCAUGCUUCGACCCCACCUGGCACUCCUACUACGGCUAUGCAUCACGCUACACAUUAUCAUCAUCAUGCCCAGCUGGCAGCAGCGGCAGCGGCGGCAGCUGGUGCAACAAGUGAACUAAGCUAUCUUGCUGCCCUCCAUCCAGCGUAUCGCCCAGUACCUUAUGAUCAUCCGUUGUAUGGAGCAAAUACGUUAAGAGGUUUAGAAUACCUUAGUGCAGCAAGGAGCUUGCAUCCAGAGCUGCAUGCUGGCAGUACACUCGCUAGCCAAGACUUUCAACUUAGUCUAGAAGGUUCAAGAAUAGCCUCACCAACUAGAUUAAGGUUAUCAGGAGGUGCUAUAGGAGCAUCAGCUAACCGCAAGAGAGCAGUUUCCUGGAGUCCAUACUCAGCCGAGUCUCUGGACCUGGCAGCUGUGAUCAGGGCGUCUCCUGCCAGCCUGGCUGUGAGAGCACCUUCAGCAGCUUCUACAGGCAGCUAUGGACAUCUUAGUGCCGGUGAGUUUCAAGAUCAUUGGCACUCUUUUGGAGCAAUAUCUCCAGCUCUAUCUCUCUCGCACGCGUCUCUUGCGCAGCAGUUGCUGGCGCGGGGGGGCGUGGUGGGGGGAAGUGGGGUGCUGGCGGGAGGGGUUCUGAUGGACCCUGCCCACCAGCAGGCUGCAGCCGCCGCCGCGCACCACGCUGCGCAUGCGCACCUCGUGGCGGGGAUCCAUAGAUCUCACAUAUCAUCCCCGACACAACUCCUAAUGGGUGCUCCAGUGGACGUUCGGCCAGGUUUAACCCUGGACGGAACACCUCCUCAGCAUUUGCAGCAGCCCCCACAACAACCUGAGAUCACUAGCGUCAUGGAAGCUGAUAGUGCAUCAGGAAUGACGCAGCGGAAAUCCCCCCAAGGUCUGAUGGGUCACCGGGAGAACCACCAUAGCAACAAACCACUAUCAGCGGCUGCUGAGAGCACCGUCCAUGAUGGACUGGAUUCCAAGGAUGAACCUGGGGACUUCAUCGAGACCAAUUGUCAUUGGGUGGAUUGUAAGCUAGAGUUCCCAACGCAAGAUGAUCUGGUGAAACACAUCAAUACAGAUCAUAUCCACGCCAGCAAAAAGGCUUUCGUCUGCCGCUGGGUAGGAUGCUCCAGAGAUGAAAAACCCUUCAAAGCUCAAUAUAUGUUGGUUGUACAUAUGAGAAGACAUACAGGAGAAAAGCCUCAUAAGUGUACGUUUGAAGGCUGCUGUAAAGCAUACUCCCGACUUGAAAACCUGAAGACCCAUUUAAGAAGUCAUACAGGAGAAAAACCUUAUACUUGUGAAUAUCCUGGAUGCGCGAAGGCUUUCUCAAAUGCUAGCGACAGAGCUAAGCAUCAGAACAGGACGCAUAGUAAUGAGAAACCAUACGUUUGCAAAGCGCCAGGGUGUACGAAGAGAUAUACGGAUCCCUCAUCGUUACGGAAACACGUGAAAACUGUGCAUGGCGCUGAGUUCUACGCCAGUAAGAAGCAUAAAGGUUGCAGUCGUGGUGAUGAUUCAGCGGAAUCAGGUGGUGGUGGAGCAGGGUCUUCUCCCCGUUCUGAGGAGGGUGGAGUGCCCAUCGGUGUCAGAGGACACACAUCAUCAGCCUCUGUCAAGAGUGAAAGUCCAGCCUCACCCAUACCGCAUGGAUUGCAUACUCCUGCACAUCAGAUAUCUUAUUUCAUCCAUCAGCUAUCUGCCCAGUGUGGUGGGGAACUGGAUUUCGGUGGUUCUGGUUUGGGCGGCUUCGGGGAUGAGAACGGUGCUCCUUACUUCAGGCUGGAUGGAGAGGUUGAACAAGAAGUUGUAGGUGAAGUUGGUCAACUGCCCCUAAUGCUUCGAGCCAUGGUGGCUAUUGGAGAGCCGCGUGCGCAUCACCACGCGCCGAGGUUCGGAAACAAGAUGGCGGUCGCGAGAUUAAUGCCGCCACCACAUCCGGAUAUUGGCCCUGCAGGUGGACUACCAGGAAGAACUGAGCUUGGCAGCACCAAUGUUGCAGUAGAACUGAAGACAGGAGUUCCGAACACCAGGCGAGAUUCUGGUAUCUCAUCUGGUAGCAGUCUCUAUAGUGCAAGAUCAUCAGACAUAUCACGAAAGAGCAGCCAAGCAUCAGUCGUGUCGGGUGCGGUGGCGACCACGACAGGCGUCGCCGGGCCGCAGCGCCUAGUGUCACAGCACACUACUGUCUACGACCAACUCUCUCCUGACAGCAGUAGAAGAUCUAGUCAAGUUUCCUGUGUGGGUUAUGCCCCAGCGCCAUCAUCAGCACUCGCUGCUGUACAAGCCGUCAGAACAUCUCAAGGCAAUCAGGCUGUUCUUCUCCGAGGAGUGACCUGUUCAGAAGUACGAGCUGAGGAGUUAGCGCUGGAGCUUGACCCCAAUGUACAAGUGAAGGAGGAAGCCAGAAGACUGUCCGAACAGUCCAACCUGAGCGACCAGGCCCAGUACCAACAGUACCCUUGUGGAACUGAUGAUGUGGGUGAUGCUCCAUUCCCAUUCAAGACAGAAGAUGACCAAGACACGGUGACGUACAAAGAGUCUCGUUCUAACUCCACUAACACCGUCGUCAUCACCACGGCGCAGGUCCACCACCCCAACCAGGAGGUCAAUCUGGAACAGGUUGCCGAAGGUGAAAUGGUGGAAAAUAAGCUGGUAAUACCAGAUGAAAUGAUGCAAUAUCUUAACCAAUCAAUAUUGGCAACGGAAUCGGUAACACCAGCUAAAACUGACUCCACCAACCAACCUGAACAAGAAACCUCAAAAGACAAGGAAAGUGCUACCAAAGACAAUGCAACUAGUGACGUCCCUAACACAAACAAUUCCAGUGACAAAAUUAGUGAUGUAGCCACCAGUGACGAUUCUCUACUUAAAAACUUAGGUGCCAUAGGAAGUGAUCUCAACAUAAGUGAUAUUCCAGUCGAUUUAAGAUCUCUAGACGUUAGUAUGUCGGGUAACAGCGGCUCUUUGCUCAACUCCAAGUCGCCUGAUGAUAAGGGUACUCCCUUACAAGAACAAGUGAUACCAGAAGUUGUUCCAGAAAAAUGUGAAAAGGAGUACACUAAACCGCCUUCAAACAACGUACCAACGAACCCUUUACAGUCAUUGCAGACGAUGACUGCGAACCAAACAGAACAAACGAAUAGGAUGAGAGCAAAUCCAUUACCUCAGAAACAGAACGCGAUGAGUCCUAAAACUGUAGUCAUGAAUCAGAAUGUGUUAAGUCCACAGAACUUACCGCAUAGCAUGCUUAGUCCACAAAGCCUUCCUCAUAGUGCUAUGAGCCCGCAGAGUGUCAUGAGUCCUCACAACAUACCUCACAAUGUAAUGAGCCCUCCCAGUGUGUAUAACGUCAUGAGCCCACAAAGUGUCAUGAGUGUCAUGUCUCCCCAACAUAACGCAAUGAGCCCACAAAGCAUGCAAAGCUUAAUGAGCCCACAAAUGCCAAAUCAAAUGAUGAUGAGUCCAAGACACAACAACAUUGGCAGCCCCAUGUCACAGAACAUGGCUAGUCCUAUGGUUAACAUGGCAAGUCCAAUGGGCCAAAAUAUAGCCAGCCCACAUAGUCAUGGAAUGCCGAGUCCCAUGCAUCCAGGCCUACAAAGCCCUAUGGGACAAGGCAUGACAAGUCCAAUGGUGCAAAAUAUGUCCAACAUGACAAUGAACACGCAGGUUCCAAACCAAAAUCAGAUGAUGAACAUGAACAUGAACCAAGGUCAACAAAUGGCAGUAAAUCCAAAUUACAUGAACAACAGAAAUUGUAACGCCAAGGUACCGAACAGAAAUAAUAUGAACCAGUAUCACAAUCAACAAUACAACCAAGCUCCGCCUUACCCAGUACAGAAUCAGAACAUGAUGAGAAGCCAAAACAUGCAACAAUAUCAAAUGAUGCAACAAUACAAUCAAAACCAGAUGCCGAUGCAUCAAAUGGGCAACCAGAACAUGGUUUACAACAACCAGAUGAACUACCAACCAGUGAACUACACGAACCAAAGCAACCAGAUGCAUCCACUGCAAAUGUCGAGAUCAUCGAUGAUGAGUGUAGACAAUAGUGGUAACAUGAGCAGAGGGACGAUGAACAACUACUGCGAGCAGCAGAACCAAUGUCCGCCGAUGCAGAAUGCGCAAUACAACCAGAACAUGCAGUACCCACAACCACCGCCAUAUAACUCGGUUGUGAAUGCUGCCAAUGUGAUGGGACCACCUCCUCCGAAGAAUAACCAUCAGUACAAUCAAACCAUGUUGAACAACAACCAGUAUUACAACCAUCAGAGGCCGUAUAACCAGUGGGACUACCCAGGAAACCAGUUCAACAAGCACAACAUGCAGAAGUCUGUACAGAACUCCAUGAACAUGUCUACUGGUAGUCAAAAGCCGGGGAACGGAGCGAGGGUACCGAUGAAUCAGAAUCAGAUGAAGGGAGAACAGCAGACUGACUGCAGUAUGAACAGUUUGAGAAGUCAGAACAAUCCAACGAGUGAAGUCCAAGUGUGGGACAUUUCUCAGUCGCAGAUAGAAGCAAAUAAUGGAAGAAAAAAGAACCAAAAUGCCAACACCAUGAGACAAGAAACGUAUCAAAGGACUUUAGAGUACGUGGAAAGUUGUGAAAAUUGGAAAAGUUCGGAAAUGGUGUCGAGUAGUACGCAUCCCUUGCAGGGUGGUGACAACAUGGUUGUAAAUGAUCUGCAAACGUCAUUGUCUUCGUUUUAUGAAGAGAACCAAUACCUCCAAAUGAUUCAAUAAUUUUAACUAUACAUGGAAUUAUUUCUAUAGCUUUUUAUAGUGGUUUGUUUAGUCAAUGCAGAGUCGAUCUAAUGAACAUUUUUAUACAUAUUAAGUCUUAGUAAGCAACUGAUGUAAGUAAAAUAAGUAAUUUAUAAGAUCUGUUAAUGGUGCACAAGAAACUAAAGGUUGUUUUAAAACUCUUCUCUCGUCGAGACUGAUUAAUUUUAUUAUAAAUUGUAAGGUCUGUUCUUUUGGCAAGAUUUUCUGAGUGAAAGCUGAAAAAAAAUAUGCAAAGCCGAAUUCAAAGUCAAUGUUUUUGUAAGUCUUUGAUAUUUGGAUUUUGAAUGAAACGAAUGUUGAUACAAUACAUUUUGACAUUAAAGAAGUACAUUAGUUUUAAAAUAGUUGGUGUAAAAGACAUGUUUGUAAGCAAGAUUGUACAUAUCUAUUAGAUUACGUCUUCCAGUUAGAUAAGGUGCUUAUUAUAAUUAAUUUUACAUAUUAACUACUAUGUAUACAGGUGUGUAAGUGCCUUAAAAUGUACAUAAAGUGUUGUACAUAAAUAUGAGAAUCAGUGCCUUAAUGUCGAAGAUUUGUUCGGAGUAAAUAGUUUAUUGUAAUCCAUUUAAAAUAAUGUAAUUGGAGAUCUAUUCACAUGACUUGACGCUUUAGUAAAUACUGAUAUCUCUAGAUACUUACUUCUCUUUCGUUGAUAUAAAUACUGCUCAAAAACAAUUUCGUCAGAUUAUAAGAUAUCUUUGCAAAAGAAAAUGGUUUACGCCGCAAUUGUUUUUGCAUUUAUAUUAUGUAUAAAACAUUACAAGCAUAAAAAAGAUCUCUACAAAACAAGUGAUCUGCGAGAUUAUUAGUUAGAAAAUAAAGUUAAAAAAAUGCAAAUAAAAAUAGAAAAAUCAUUGUACAAAAUAUACGACCAUUUUUUAGAAUUUUUACAGAUCUGUUGUUGAAUUUUAAUCUUUAAGUAACUAUUGAUAAAAUUGUAAUUAGUUCAUUUUUAAUGUGUAUGUAAAAUUAAUUUUUAAAAUGAAAAUGGAUCUUUGUUUUAAUAACAUUGAAUCUCUUUCUUUUUAUUGAGAUUAUUAGUUGUAAGUAAUUGUUAAUUUUUAUUUAAACAGACCAACGCACAAGAUGGUUGUAGGAACUGUAUCUGUCUAAUAAAUUAUUUGUUUUUAUGUUUGUUUACGAACAAACUGGGCAUCUGUGACGAUAUUUUAAUGAAACUAUUAAAUAAAAUUUUCUUAUUAUGAAAGUA
Molecule: messenger RNA, 6646 nt
Organism: Spodoptera litura
Lineage: Eukaryota; Metazoa; Arthropoda; Insecta; Lepidoptera; Noctuidae
Source: RefSeq, a predicted model, not a curated record